GCUCAUCCCGUUUUUUCAGUACACAGCAGCAGAGAAGUUCCUUUUCCUGGAGAUUGAACCGUUGGAUUGUCGCGAUUUUUGGAAAGCAGCUACACAACAUCUGAGCCAACAUUCUGGACGGUGUAGAUCGAGUUUUGAGGUCCGGGGGUCGGGUUUCGUUGGUCUGGACAGUAGCUAUUUUUCUGGGAAUCAUAAAUCAACUUGCAGGAAUGAGUAUCAAGUUUGAAGAUGAGAUACAAGGUUUGUGGCUCCUUGGCACUUUACCGGACUCAUGGGAGACUUUGAGGACAUCAUUGUCCAACUCUGCACCAGAUGGUAUUAUCACCAUGGAAUUAGCUAAAGGCAGUAUUUUAAAUGAAGAGAUGAGAAGAAAGUCACAGGGUUACUCUUCACAUUGUGAUCUCUUAGUUACAUAAGGCAGGGGGAGAAGUCAAAGUAGAGGUCCAGGUAACAAAGGGAAGCAUUGAAGUAAAUCCAAAGGAAAUUUUGCUGAUUUUGAGUGUUAUCAUUGUGGUAGAAAAGGCACACAAUACGAUUUUGCAGGGAGUUAUAAAAGGAGAAGAAGAAGAGCGAUUACAGCAAUCAAAAGAACCAUAAGAAAGAUGAGAGUGAUAAUGGAAAUGCUGAAGUUAACUCUACUACCGAAGAGUUUCUUAUUUGUUGUGAUCUUGAUAUGAUCAACAUUGCACAUGAUGAUUUGAGCUGGGUUGUUGAUAGUGGUGCUACGUGUCAUGUAACAUCACAGAGGGAUUUUUAUUCAUCUUACACUCCAGGUAACUUUGGAAAUGUUAGGAUGGGUAAUAAUGGACUAUCAAAGAUUACAGGCAUCGGAGAUAUUUGUUUGAAGUUUGACACCGGGAUAAAGCUUGUUUUACAUAAUGUAAAACAUGUUCCAGAUAUGAGACUUAAUUUGAUCUUCGCGGGCUUACUUGAUGAUGAUGGUUACAACAACAACUUUGGUAAGGGAAUAUGGAAGCUCACUCGUGGUUCUUUGAUCGUGGCUAGAGGUAAAAGAUGCUCAAACUUGUACAUGACACAUCCGAAGAUUUUCAAGGAUAGGGUCAAUGUUGUGGUGAAUACUUACAUGACUGAUUUAUGGCAUAAGAGACUUGGUCACAUAAGUGAAAAGGGGAUGUCUCUUUUGUUGAAGAGAAAUGUGUUACCGGGUGUGCAUGAUAUUCAUCUAAAGAAGUGUUCUCACUGUUUGGCAGGUAAACAGAACAGGGUUUCCUUUAACAGCAAUCCUCCUUCCAGGAAGGAAAAUAUACUUGAUCUGGUGCAUUCUGAUGUUUGUGGUCCUAUGAAGAAGACUAUGACACUUGGUGGCUGCUCCUACUUUGUCACAUUCAUUGAUGAUCACUUCAGAAAGGUAUGGGUUUAUACCUUGAAAUCUAAAGAUCAAGUAUUUGAAAUGUUUAAGCAGUUUCAUGCCUCAGUUGAGAGACAGACUGGGAAGAAGCUCAAGUGUAUUCGGACAGAUAAUGGAGGUGAAUACAUUGGCCCAUUUGAUGCUUAUUGUAGAUAUCACGGUAUUCGACAAUAAAAGAGUCCUCCCAAGACACCACAGUUGAACGGAUUAACAGAGCGGAUGAACAGAACUUUGAUGGAGCGUGUCAGAUGUUUGUUGUCACAUGCAAGGCUGCCAAGUUCAUUCUGGGGAGAAGCUUUGAAUACAGCGGUACAUGUUAUUAAUCUAACUCCUUGUGUUCCUUUGUCUUUUGAUGUACCUGACAGGGUUUGGAGUGGCAAAGAUGUUUCUUACCGCCACUUAAGGGUCUUUGGAUGCAAAGUUUUUGUGCACAUUCCUAAAGAUGAAAGGUCAAAGCUUGAUGUGAAUUCCAAACCAUGUGUUUUCUUGGGUUAUGGCCAAGAUGAGUUUGGUUACAGAUUAUAUGAUCCAGUGCACAAGAAACUUACUCGAAACCUAGAUGUUGUGUUUGUUGAAGAUCAGAC
Molecule: messenger RNA, 1953 nt
Organism: Cuscuta europaea
Lineage: Eukaryota; Viridiplantae; Streptophyta; Magnoliopsida; Solanales; Convolvulaceae
Source: the annotation of a GenBank genome assembly